CGUGAGGUAAAACUGUUCUGUCCUGCAGUUACUGUCGUAAAAACAGGAUUUGUUUUACGACAGUUAUUUCUUCUGGUCGUUUCCGUCUGGUGCAUUGGUAGUAAAGAUUGCUGCUAUGACACUACGGUUUGGUGAAUGUUUCGUCUAUAAGUGAGUGCUCGAUCCUGGUCGGGUCACGGUGGAUCCGGAGUCUAUCCUGGGAUCACUGGGUUCCAGUAACACUGCCUUCCCGGUGUCACGUCCUCAGAGAUGGACCCGGUUGUUCUGAGUUAUCAGGACAGCUUGCUGAGGCGCUCGGACGUUUCCCUGCUGGAAGGCCCCCACUGGCUCAAUGACCAGGUAAUCGGCUUUGCCUUUGAGUACUUCGCUGUGGAGCGCUUUAAGAGCCUGGGUGACGCCGUGUGCUUCAUCAGUCCUGAGGUCACCCAGUUCAUCAAAUGUGCAUCAUGCCAGGAGGAGCUGGCUGUCUUCUUAGAGCCACUGAGGCUAGAGUCGCGUCGCUGGGUCUUUCUAGCAGUCAACGAUAACUCCAACCAGGCGGCCGGCGGCUCACACUGGAGCCUGCUGCUUUACCAGCGCCACUCUGGUCAUUUCUCCCACUACGACUCGCAGAGCGGAGGCAAUGCCAAGCACGCCCGGCGCAUCGUCGCAAAGCUCCAGGCUUUCCUGGGCGCUGGGACUGAAGUUCCCUUCGUAGAAGAGCCGUGUCCCUCUCAGCAGAACAGCUACGACUGCGGCAUGUACGUCAUCUGUAACGCUGAGGCGCUGUGCGAAAGCGCUCGAGUCGGAGGCUGCGCUCGUCUUCCCACGAACACCAUCACGCCACCUUACAUCACCAAGAAGCGGACAGAAUGGCACUCGCUGAUUCGAAGACUCGCAAAGGACUAGAAUGAGACACAAUGUCUGACAUGUUGCUAAUAAAUAAAGUCAGUACUUACAGCAAUCAUAAUUCAGCUCAGUAGUUGGGGAUUUAAUCAGCAUGUGUUACUAAUUAGAUGAAACUCAAUGACGCAUGUGCUCAAGUACGCGAAUUCUCUGACCGUUUAUCAGGGUUGACUGUAUUAUCGUUGUGUAAGGAAUAAUACACUUUGAGUUGUGUUGUUAUUGGAAAAUAAUCGACUUUGAGAUGGGGACAGUAACUCCGCGUCGCAUCGGGCCGCGUCACACCACCCCGUGUGAUUAUUUUCCCACAACACCACAUUACGGGGUGUUUUCUUCCUCUUAUACCACUGCAAUUUGCCAACAGUUUAAAGUUGUUAUUAAGUAAAGAACGACACGUCAUCCUUUUUCUUUUCUUUUUUUUUAAAUUUAAUUGUUUAUUUUUUAAUCUGAUUUGAAACACAUGUGGAACAUCUGUGAAACAAGUUCCUGCCAUCACUUACAUAUUAGCAGCUUAUACCAUAUACAGCGAGGUUGAAUUCUCCAAUCAGAAGGUGUUGAUUCGUUUUCUAAAACAGCAGCUCUGACAGUAGUUCCGUCUGUAACAUAAAGGACAAGUUUAUAAUAUUCACUCCCUCCAGGAUUUAGCGGCUUUGCGAUCACAGAAAUGACAUCAUCACGACACGCUUUCAGCCAAAAAUGCUUGAAUUUUCCUGCCGGGUUUUUUUUUUUUCCCCAAAAACAAAGAGUAUUUUGUGCUUUUUUUUUUUUUGUCUUUCACAGUGAUAUUUGUUGGUAAAUGAGACCUUUUCUCAUAUUCGACACACGUGAAUCGAAGAGGGCUUUGGUUGAAUGCACGUCGUGAUGACGUCACGUGACUCGUCUCGGCCCAAACCUGCGGUAAUUUUGAAAAACUGCAAGCUCCCCCGAAUAUUGCGGCGUUUCCUUUCAUUUCGCCCUCGUUUCUGCGAUCGCGAAAUCGGGAAAUCCUUGCGGGACUGAUCGGGGUGGUAACGUACAUUACCAAAGCUACAACCGGUCACGCCCUCAUCGGCUUCUCACCAGGUUCUUCAAACGUUCAUAGAGGGGUUCUGCUAGGAACUCUUCCUCAUAGGGAAACCCUCUUUUGUUAUUAUUUAUUCUUUUCUACCACUGGUGGAAAUACAUCGUAGGCUGCACAUGUGACGUUUGUUUACUGACAAACACACGUUAGCUUUACAGUUUAGACCAACGGGACACGACGGUGCUAAUGUUUGUUAAACAAUCCACAAUAACGCUGAAUGCAGGAGACGAAUGUGACGAGACUUGUUUACGAGACUUUUCGCUCAGGGUUAUUUUAAGCUGAAAAUAAAUGAGAAAGAAUGUG
Molecule: messenger RNA, 2245 nt
Organism: Ictalurus punctatus (channel catfish)
Lineage: Eukaryota; Metazoa; Chordata; Actinopteri; Siluriformes; Ictaluridae
Gene: senp8
Product: SUMO peptidase family member, NEDD8 specific
Exons: 3
Coding region: 250-888 (212 amino acids)
Biological process (GO): proteolysis
Molecular function (GO): deNEDDylase activity; cysteine-type peptidase activity
Source: RefSeq, a predicted model, not a curated record